UUAUUGCGUCCCUUUCUUACUAACUAUGCGGUUGUGAGAGUGAAAAGGAUGUUUAUAUUGGAUUAUCCCUAAUAAAUAAUGUCAAAACUUGCUAUAUUUAGAAAAUAAUAGAUAAUUAAUGUGUGCGUUCGUUGUAAUCAAAUAAUUUAAUAGCGGUGAAUCCAUAGUGAGGUCAGUCUUAGCCGGGGGUAGAUCAGACUAGUGACGAGGCGUCAAGUCUCUUAUACAAUACGACAGUCAACAGCGUACUGCCAAAGCAUUAGGAAUAAAGCGUACUGAGGUGAUUCGGACGAGUUUCUAAUAAUAUUUUAAAGAAAAUUCAUUGAUAACGAGCGGAGUCGUAAAUGAUAUCGCAGUGUAAAUACAAGAUUAGUUUUACUGAGUGUAGCGAAUACAGGCACGAGUGCGGUCGGUUAAUGACAUAUACAUUUUAAAUUACAUUGAAAUAAUAUACGAAAUGGACGUAUCAACAGCAAAGGCCAUCGCCAUGCUGUCCUUGGGAUUGGGCAGCUUCAUAGCGGGAAUGUUGCCAGCGUGUAUCUCUCAGAGUUCGAGGCAGAAACAUCCUUUGUUAAUAUCCUGCUUGCUUUGUUUUGGCGGUGGCGUACUUCUCUCCACCUCCUUGGUCCACAUGCUACCUGAAGCGCGGGAGAAGUAUCCUCAAUAUUCGGAACUUGUUCUCUGCGCUGGUUUCUUUAUGGUUUAUCUGGUGGAUGAGAUCGUUCAUUUCUUUUAUGGUGCAAGUGAGCGGACACAUCUUCCAAGCAGUUUGGGGGAUGGAGAGAUGAGUCACAGAGCGAGUGAUCGUAUGAGAAGUCACAGGUCGUAUGGGAUUGGAGAGGAAACCAGCCUGUUAGCUCGUGGUCUGGGAGCUGCAGAUCAAGAGUUGAGCCAGCGGUGUUGCGGGGACGUGGGGAACCCUCGGAUGUGUCACGUCAGUCACACGGAACCCUGUAAUAAGGGAGCCUCAGGAGUCAUCGGAUUACUUAGCGCUCUAUUUGUACACAGCCUGUUAGAGGGACUGGCCAUUGGCUUGCAAGAAACCGCUUCGCAGGUUCUUCUGCUUUUCGCUGCCGUAGCGUGUCAUAAAUACGUUGUCGGUUUUUGUCUCGGUGCCGAGAUAUGUGCCAGUGGUGUUGGCAGGAUCUGUGCUCACCUGGCUUUCAUCACAUUGUUCAGUGGAGGAUCCGUGGCCGGCAUCGCCAUCGGGGCCGGCGUGGGCAGCGUCGGCUCCAUGAAGGAUUCUGUUGCUGUACCGAUCAUGCAGGCGCUGGCUGCGGGUACUCUUCUGUACGUGACUGUGAGCGAGGUUCUGCCCCGCGAGCGUGCUCGGUGGCACGGCCGGGGGCGCGGGCCGGGCCUUCUACAGAUGGCAUCUGUCGCUGUAGGAUUCGUGCUCAUGUACAUCUCUACCGCAUAUAUCGAUCAUGAUGCUGUUUGACUUCUGAUUUAUCUGACCUACCUUAUUUAGUUUUUUGUAAGAUAAUGUUUUUAAAUGUCUCGCUAGAUAAGUUUCAAUAGCUGAGUACUAUAUUGUAAUGACCUGCUUGUAUUGAGUGGAACUUUGACAAUAAAACCAAUAGUGGUUUUAA
Molecule: messenger RNA, 1592 nt
Organism: Danaus plexippus (monarch butterfly)
Lineage: Eukaryota; Metazoa; Arthropoda; Insecta; Lepidoptera; Nymphalidae
Gene: Zip88E
Product: zinc transporter ZIP3
Exons: 4
Coding region: 458-1441 (327 amino acids)
Biological process (GO): zinc ion transmembrane transport
Cellular component (GO): plasma membrane
Molecular function (GO): zinc ion transmembrane transporter activity
Source: RefSeq, a predicted model, not a curated record